Molecule: messenger RNA, 9999 nt
Organism: Lineus longissimus
Lineage: Eukaryota; Metazoa; Nemertea; Pilidiophora; Heteronemertea; Lineidae
Product: myotubularin-related protein 13-like
Exons: 44
Coding region: 67-6636 (2189 amino acids)
Cellular component (GO): cytoplasm; membrane
Molecular function (GO): guanyl-nucleotide exchange factor activity
Source: RefSeq, a predicted model, not a curated record
GUUUGUAAGAUGGCUCCUGAAAAUUUGAUUGGAGUACCCUAGACGGGAAAACAGGAGAAUUAUAUCAUGUCCCGCUUGGCUGACUACUUCAUGGUCGUAGGUUUUGACCAUGAAAAAGAAAGGAGUGGGGCAAGCUUUGGAAGAAUUCUUCAACAAUUCCCCGAGAAAGAUUGGGAUGACUGUCCACAUACGCAAGGCAUAGAACUGUUCUGCCAGCCCGGAGGAUGGGCCCUUUCAACCAAGCGGAUGCAGCCAACUUACUUCGUGUCGGUCUUAACGGACAUCGAGGCCGACCGCCAUUACUGCGCCUGUCUCACUUUCAACGAACUGGUUGCCAGGACGCCGAAGAAACAAGAUGAAGAAAGUGAAGAUCCGAAUGCGCCGGUUCAACACUCGUUGUUGUACGCACCAAAAACACUGGUGCUUAUUUCACGAUUGGAUUAUUUUGAAACAUUUAGGAAUUGUUUGGGAUUAAUCUACACAGUGUAUAUAGAGAAUCUUCCGUAUCAACUAGAAACGCUUAUAGGAAAUAUUUUAGGAUGUAUACAAGUGCCACCCCCGGGUGGUCCACAAGUGCGGUUUUCUAUAGGUGCUGGAGACAGGCAAGCUCUGCAGCCUCCACUAAGCUCAAGCAUUCCCUCUACUGGUACUUCAGUAGCACAGCUUUUUCUACAAAUAGGUAUUCGCAACACAAUCUCACUGUUCGCUGCCGUUCUCACAGACUACAAGAUCUUGUUCCUGUCGCAGAGCUAUUCGAGGUUGACGGACGCUUGCCAAGCCCUCACGUCACUCAUGUACCCGUUACGUUAUAGUUAUGUGUAUAUACCCAUUUUGCCAUCUAGUCUCGUCGAGGUCCUGAACACGCCAACACCGUUCCUGGCUGGGGUACAUUCGUCACUUCGGGAGGAGGUCUUCGAUUUGGUCGGUCAUCUUGAUGUGAUAAUAGUGGAUCUGGACGGAGGCAGUAUUAGGGUACCCGAAUGCAUUUCUCUGCCUCCAGUACUGGAACCGCUCUACACCAAGACGGUGCAGCUGUUGAUAAAGAUUCUGAAUCCAGACCUUUUGAUAGCAGACUGUGCAUUUCCUCCUCAACUCUCCAGGACAUCAGGCUUGGUCAUGAUGGACAAGGAGAUUCGAGCUGUGUUCAUUCGGUUCUUCGCUGAGCUCUUCACUGGUUAUAGAUCUUGCCUCACCAUCAUAAGAAUACACCCAGAACCUUUCAUAACAUUUCACAAGGCCAAUUUCUUAGGACGCCGUGCAAUGAUAGAAGACGACUUUCUCACCAAAGUGUUAGAAAGUACGGCAUUUAGCGCAUUUGUGGCGGAGAGGGGACCCCCGUACCGAAUAUGUGAUAUCUUCGACGAGGUGUAUGCAACCCUUGUCGAUAUGCAAAAAGAGGAAGCACUCUCUGGUGACAGAGAUCUCGAAAACGUGAAGGAACUAGCUAGCCAACUUUAUAUUCAUGAAUUUCCAAAUCCUCAAGUGUAUAUACAGAAGAUCCCCAAACCGACCGAAGGUGCUUAUUCGCGGAUACACCAGCCCAUCUUCCCGAUACUAGACAGGGUCCACGUGCAGGAAAUCAUCGACGAGGGUCUAGCAAAGUCCAGCAUCAAGUCCAAAACCUCGAAAACAUGGGGAUUAGCGCAGAUUCGCCCUCAGCAGCCCCGGAUAGUCCCGAUGGGCGUCAACAUUAAUCAGUUGGAGGACAGGAAGAUAGCUCUCAACCUGAACACGCGGCGACUGGAGGUCCUAAGGAAUUGUGUCAAUUUCAUAUUCGACAACAAGAUUUCUGAUGCGAGGAAGAUCUUCCCUGCAGUUCUUCGAGCCUUGAAGAGCAAGGUGGCGCGAUUAGCUCUAGUCCAAGAGUUCAGUUACCACGUGACGCAGAAUCGAGCCAUGUUGGAACAUCAGCAGUUUGAUCUGGUCGUCCGGCUGCUUAAUUGUGCUCUUCAGUUUCCAGAAUUUAAUAGGAAUGACUCGACAAUGGACGAGCAUGGAGUAGCAGCUGCUAUCCUACCCCUGGCCACAGCAUUCUGUCGGAAACUGUGCACCGGAGUGAUCCAGUUUGCCUACACGUGCGUCCAGGAGCACGCCGUCUGGUCAAAUUUGCAGUUCUGGGACGCGACGUUCUACCAGGACGUUCAGAAAGAGAUUAAGAAGCUCUACCUACCUCAGUACGAAGAUCAAGUAGCUGGUCCCGGUGAAUCGUCGCUUAGUCCCGCAAGUCCCAGAGAGGAGGAGGAGGAGUGGGCCGGGCUGACCGAAGGUAGUUGGUGGAAGCUGGUGACCAAACACGGCACUAAUACCUUCCCUCCGCUCACCCGGGCUCGAAAAGACCCCGCACCGUCACUCAAGGCAUCGAAGCUUGGAAAAAGCGAUGACAAGUUUCACAAUUCAAGAUUACGUCGUCCAUUGAGUGUUAAAAUGCAAGAUGGCGGUCAAGAUGGUGUCGGAUCAUGGCAGCAUCCAUGGGCGGCCAUGCUAGAGAGUCGUGAUUUAUCGAGAGAGUCAUGGAAAGCAGGGUCAACGCCAGAUUCGCAGCGACGGUCCUUUACGUCGGGAUCAUUUAAACCAAAGGAAAUCAGCGCGCUGGAAAUCGCAGCAGAACAGUUGCGUCUAUGGCCAACGCUGACCAAGGAACAGCAGCAGGAGAUGAUCAACAAUGAGGAAUCAAUCGUGUACAGUCAGGCCAUCCACUAUAGCAAUCGGAUGGUCUACCUACGUGUACCCCUUGAUGCUAGUCGUAGUCUUAAGAGCUCCAUCAGUCUGGAGGGCGAGGAGAGCAAGAGCAAUAGCAAUGUAACAAACAGUGUGGCAGAAAGCGAUAGCUUCGAUGCCGAGAGCGGGUUCGAUGAACAAGAGGUGAACGAUGUUGGUGCUAACGUGGUACGGUGGGUGACACGCUUCGACGACAAGGUGUGCGCGGAGAGCGGCGUCACGCAAGAUCAUUUAAAAGCGCUCCACCAGAUGAUACCUGGUGUGGUGGCGAUGCACUUAGAGACGCUGGAAGCUGUUCACAGGGAAAGUAAACGACUCCCACCCAUACAGAAGCCCAAGAUUCUCACGCCAAACCUCCUGGCUGGUGAAGAGAUCAUCAUGGACGGUCUGCGGGUUUACCUCAUCCCAGACGGCAGGGAGGAGGGGACCGGGGGCAACCUGGGUGGUCCUGCACUCAUCCCGGCCGAGGGCGCGAUAUUCCUGACCACGUACAGGAUAGUAUUCCGGGGGACGCCCUGUGAUCCACUAGUGUGUGAGCAGAUCGUGUGUCGGAGUAUACCGAUAUCAACAAUUACCAAGGAGAAGAAGAUCAGUAUACAGUACAUGUCCCAUAUAGACCAGUGGUUGCAGGAGGGACUGCAGCUACGCUCAAAUACAUUCCAGUUGCUGAAGAUUGCCUUCGACGACGAGGUCAAUUCAGAUGAUAUUGAAAUGUUACGGAAACUGGUGAACAAGGUGCGGAACCCGCCAUCGGUGUUCAGUACGUUCGCGUUCACUGGUCAACAGAUUCUGCCCCAACCCACGCAGCACAAGGGCAAGGAGAAGAACGCUUCCCUCAAAGGUUUCGCCAAGCGCACACUGAUGAAGACCGCGCGGAAGGCGGGCAUAAAAACCAAGCAGUCAUCUCACAAGAAGUACAUGUUACCGUCGCCAUCGAUGCUGCGCAAGUCCAUGACAUCUAGUCGAUCCUCGGAGAGUGAUAUUGACAGCCGACGAUCAAGUAUAGCAUUUGAAGACGACCUUUCUAGUAAGUCAUUAAUCGAUGAAAAGGAGCUCUCCUUCUUCAUGGCGACGGAUCCGAAGAGCAUAGAUAAGUUAUUAGAGCGACCAGGGUACAGGGACUAUCAGCGGUUAGGGUUCAGUACCGUGCGACAGGGAUGUCGGCCCGGAGCAGAGGCAUUCAGAAUCAGCACAGUCAAUUGUAACUUCUCGGUGUGUCGGAGUUAUCCAGCCCUUCUGGUUGUCCCUCAGACGAUAGCUGACGAGAGUAUACGAAAAUUCGCAAGAAGUCACCGACAAUACAGGUUUCCAGUGGUGACUUGGCGGCAUGCCCGCACCAAGGCGGUGUUGCUACGGGCCAGCGGCUUCCACGGGAAGGGGGUCAUGGGCAUGUUGAAACACCACUCGCACCAUAACGUGCCGUCAGGUAGGAGAGACGCCACCAUGACCACAGCCACAUUCAAACGGAGUCCAAGAUUAGGAAGUAUCAGUGGCGAGACGUCGACAAGCGUCGAACAGGAAAAAUACUUCUCAGCGCUAGUCACGGCGACACCAUCGGCCAAUCAGAAGCACGCCGCGUCCUCGGUCAGCGACUCGCUAACGAGUUUGGACUCGUUGAUCUUCUCCGCAGGUACGGCUGACACGUUGACAGUGCCGUUGCCGGAGACCCCCACGUCUUCGCGGCGGAAUCCCUUCUCGCGGGCGGUGCACAGUCUUAGGGGUAGUGGAGGAAAAGCGAAAUUACCUCUUGGCGGCACAUUGCCUGAGCAUGCUGAAGUUGGGAACGGUGGCUUUUUGAGUCCGCAGCCCGUCCGAAGGGAAGGAAGCUUUAACUCUUCGCUCAGAUACAGCAUAGGAAAGGCUCGGCGCUCCAUGUCGAAUAUCCUUGAGGCACUUGGGCGGAUGGGCAGCUAUCGUGAUCGGCCCAAGUUAUCGACGGGCACCUUAGACAUGGGCAUGAAGAUGGGCGGACGGGCAAACGGGAACAUUGAAACUGCUGACUUCUUAGAAGGAGCCGUGCAGGGCUUGCACAGAGCUGCCCUCUAUGUCCUAGGAGAGAAAACGCAGGUCAAGGGCAUCAAGAUCGAGGCCUUCCCAAAAUGCGAUUUCAUCCCAGUCGACUUCAACGAAGUUCGCCACGUCAAAGCCAGUUUCAAGAAGUUGAUGCGGGCGUGUGUGCCGAGCGCGUCCUCUUCAGACCAGGACUACAGCUUCCUCAAAGCCGUGGAAGAAUCCCUUUGGCUGCCGCAGUUGCAGAAUAUCCUCCAGUUGGCGGGAGUAGUCGUGGACCUGAUUGACGUUCAGGGGUCGUCGGUGAUGGUGUGCAUUGAGGAUGGGUGGGAUAUAACCACGCAGGUGAUAACAGUGGCCCAACUCCUGCUCGAUCCGUUCUACCGGACGAUCGAAGGCUUCAAGGUGCUGAUCGAGAAGGAGUGGCUGUCGUUCGGUCACCGGUUCACCCAUCGCAGCAACCAGACAGCGGCCAACCAGGCCUCGGGAUUUGCGCCAGUCUUUCUGCAGUUUCUUGACGCAGUCCACCAGGUUCAUUGCCAGUUCCCUCUCUCUUUCGAGUUCAACCAGUUCUUCCUGAAGUUCCUUGCCUACCACUACGUCUCGAAUCGUUUCCGCACGUUCAUGUUGGACAACGAGUACGAACGAAUGGAAGCGGGUUGGCUGUUCCACAAGGACGACAAGCCCGACGGAUUGGAGUCCGCAACCACGAAGGUUCUUGGGAUGUCGAUAUGGGACUACAUUGAUAAGUACCACAAGAAGUCGCCGGUUUUCUCGAACUUCAUGUUCUCCCCCCAGGAUCAGGAAAUGGUUCUGCGGCCAUAUUCCAACAUCUCAAAUCUAAAGAUCUGGGACUAUUACAUCAUAGAAGAUCUGGCCCAUGGGCCGCCGUACGAGUUCGAGGUGAUCGCCAAGGAACUGAAGCGCGAGGAGGAACAGGAACUCAUCGACGGGCCGAUGUUGCCCACGUCGAGGAAGAUCGUCAACGGGUGUUACGACAAUGUCAGCAAGAGUCUUCCAGACGCAUGUACAUAUGGAUUGCUGGAAAUUCAUCGCCUCUCCAUCGAGUUGGACCGCCUGCCGCAAAAGUGGCACGCCAUCUGGGAGAAGCUCGAGCACCCCCGACACGAGGCUGUACAUCGGCAAGUCUCGCUCAACACGCAACUGGUGCGAUCGCACGGUCGCUCCAUACACAAACGGUCGACAAUCGAGAUUCUGGUUAAGGGUAAAAUGGUUGGCGAGGCAGCAAAGAUGUUUAGCCAACCGCACAAGUUUGAGAAGUAUACGUACACGACGCCAGCAUACUGUGAUUAUUGUUCUCAUAUACUCUGGGGACUGGCCAAAACAGGAAUGCGAUGCAUAGAGUGCUCCUAUAACUGCCACGAGAAGUGCCAGGCGCACGUUCCCAAGAACUGCUGCAAGACGCGGUCCGUCGUCGACACUAGGGCAAGCUCGACAAACAUUUCUCAGAUGGGCGAUGGUGCUUCAGUCAGGUCGAGUAAAUCAACUGUGGUGGAAGAUAGUUCUCCGAUAUUCGACCACUUUUCCUCCGGGGUGCAGGAACACCGCAGUUACGAAGGGUACCUCUACAAGAGGGGUGCGUUACUGAAGGGAUGGAAACAGAGGUGGUUCGUUCUCGACUCGGUCAAACACCAGCUGCGCUACUACGACAGUCACGAAGACAUCCACUGUAAGGGCUUCAUCGAUCUCCAGGAGGUAAUCUCGGCAUCGCCGAUCAAGAAUGUACAGGGUGCUCCCAAGAAGGCCGAUGAAAACGCCUUCUUCGAGGUGGGUACUUGUAGACUACAUUACUCAAUGAGGACGUUGAAGCGAUUCUACAACUUUCUUGCCACGGAUGCUUCGAAAGCGCAGAGUUGGAUCGAGAAGAUCCAGAACUGCAUCCAGUGAGCAGACGUCUGAAAUUGCGGACGAACUUGGACCACAGUUCGGCUUGUGUUCAUCUUUGCAGUGGUUAAAGGACCACCUGUAUUUAGCCUCUGAAACUGUUUCAUCAUCAAAAAGUGCUGCAUUGGUCAUCGUUGAAGUGGUUAAAGGAUCAGUGGUGCGAUCUUGGAAACUGCUCGCAAUGGUUAAAGGAUCACCGGUGCAAUCUCAGAAACUGCUUUCACUGGUUAAAGGAUCAUCAGUGAAUGUUUUACGUAGCAUCAACAUUGAAAUAUUUGCGUUGGUCAUCAUUGCAGUGGUUAAAGGAUCACCGGUGCAAUCUCAUAAACUGUUUGCGUUUGGUUAAAGGAUCAUCAGUGCAUUUUAAGAAAUGUUUUGCACCACCAAAAUGUUAUCUCAAAAGUCAAUUUGCCAUGUUGAAAACACUUCGAUGAUAUGUGUCAUCUUUAGUGAGUCACUGUCAUGGAUAUCGGAUGGUUAAGUUUUUAAUUGGCGUAGCUUGAUAAUAGCGAGUUUCCGCAAAUCUCACGAAUUACAAAUUAUGAAUUGCUAUUUAUCCGAGAAAGAGACUGCAAUCAUUGGGUUGCCCUUAGAAGGGUCCAAAGUUCUCUCUCCAAUCCACUGUAAUUUCUUAGUUGCAGCGAGUUUUGAAUUCGUGGUGAUGAACUGGCCAAUUCGUAACGAAUUAGUCUACAUUGUCACAGCGUCCGUUUUUUCAAUAAGACCGGAACUGGACGAAAGACUAACUUCGAAUACAUAACACCUGGUACAGUUGACUGCAAAAUGGAACGCAAUUUCCUUUGUAAUCGUAAGUUCGUAAUUCAUAUUCGUGAGAUUUGUGGAAACUUAGUAAUAUCUGAAAGUGUAAGUUUGAUCUUUUUCUCAUGUGCGGAGAUCAAGUUAUGAAGUGAAUGAGUUGGUUUCGGUGUGAACAGGCAGGCAGAAAAUGGUCAGGGUGCAGCUAAGAGACAUAAUAUUUUUUAGGAAACGUAACUGACUUGUUGAAGUAUGAAUGAACUACCCAUGCCGGUCUUGGUAUCAAGUCCGAUCACGGUAUCUGGUCACAACUAUCAGGUACAAUAGAGAACUUUAGAUGGGUGCAGAGUCGGAGAACUACUGCGAGAAAUUUGGACAGCUUCGUCUCGCGAUUGUUUACUGUAUAAACAUCAAACCUGGUCAUGUUUUCCCUCUUGGGGGUUUUGGAAUAAUUUUCUGAGCAUCUUAUCCGACUUCUAGUUGUAGUCGAGACUCAGUAUGUCUGUGAACCUCUCUUACACGCAAACAAGUGAUUUUUGUUGCUGCGACGUGCGAUGUGCGACAAAAAGAUCUCUCAUCUGCAGGUAAAACUGGUCAUCGCUGGUUUGAUAUUUAUUGCAAGUCGCUGCGAUCGCCGCUUUUUGUCGCAAGUGCCUGUGUCACCACGGCAGACAAGCGGAGCAUGAGUUGGAGAAUUUCAAUUGAAUUUUGGAUGGAAUCGAGGAAUAUUUGUGUUUUUGGGCUGCAAAAUAUAUGUAACUACAUAGUUUUUCAGAAUUUUUCAAGUGGUCUCGGGGUGCUUUUAAGCAGGCUGGAAUCCGAACUGCGGUUUUCAUUUGAAGAUUUGUAGUUCCCGCUUCACUGCAUUUCAAAGCACUUUUUAACACAGUCAUACGCGUAUUGUCCUGUUUCGAACAUGUAUUUGUGAAAAACGCUGAUGUAGUUAUUUUUUUAGCUUGUAUCAUAUAGAUUAUUUGUACAGUGUGGACUGGUCUGCUAGCGUUAUGCAUGCCAGACUGUGCUCACGUUUCUAAAAAUGGCUUUUACUGUGCUUGUCUGGGGCAAUUUUUAGGUCCGCUGUAACUUUUCUAAGUGCAGUUAUGACGGUGAUUUUUACAUUUGGUGUUUGUCACGAUGUUAAUCUAUAGCACAGUAUUGUGGCCUAUGGACCAAACAACUACUACAUGUUUCAAAAACUAUUUGACACUUUUGUGAUGUUUUGUCUCUGAACUUAAAAUGACAUAAUUUGACACAGCUCCAAAAACAAUUGAGAAUAAAUUGACCAUUGUUUGCACAGAAAUAUGUGUUAAAGGUCAACUACACUCUUCUUGUUUGCAGUAAUACUGUAAGCUGGUAAUGUUCGCAACCGUUCUAUUUUUGCGAUUUGGGAGGCAAACACGAACAUUUGAUUCUGAGGAAAAUGGGAAAGGUGUUGAGGAGAAACUUGUCCCGAGUAACAGAGGCCAUGUCAAAGAAUUAGUGAAACAUAAUGUGGUCCACGUGGCUCCUGCCUUUAGUCUCCCUUUAAUAAUUAAAUACAGUUCCCUUUAAAUGUGUAACUUACAGUCGGUCUCAAAAAAAAUCUUAAAUACUGUCAUUGUGAGUGACCCCCCCCCCCCGCCCCCCUAAGACAUACUCAACUGAUGUCAUGAGAAGAAAGUUCCCAAAUUGACACUCUGGGUGGUAGGGCUUUCAUCACGAAAACUGGCAAGCUUAUGGGGCAGGGGAAGUGAAGUGGAAGAGAGUCAGCCACAUGAUCAAGAGGUCGUGGGUUCGACUCCUUGCUGAGUCACUUCUUGGUUCCCCUACUGGUCGAGUUCAAGUGAGCGCCUUCUGGUUGCUCCUUGAAAUUCCUGAUUGAUUUCUGUGGAGACCGGGGUAAUAAUAUGCUAUCCCAAAGCGCUUUCAACAGGGAAACAUGGAAAAGUGCUUUGAUAAGAACUCAAUAUCAUCAUAAAGCUUCCUUUUCCAGGGGGUCAUUUACGUUUCAAGUACGGUUACUUGGAGAUUGACCAAAGAUGGGUUAAAUAACACAAGUAGGUUGUAACAUGUAGUAGUGAGCAGACCAGAGACUUUGGGCUAUUGUGCAAUGUUAAUAGUAUGCAUCUUGCCUUAAGCACCCCGCACACAAGUGAUUUUUCUCACUGCAACCUGCAACAAUUUUUGCUGCGAUGAGCGAUAAACGAUCACUCGUCUGUGGUAAACUGGUAAUUGCUGGUUUGAUAGUAAUCGCAGGUCUGUGCAAUAAAUGAUUAUUGUUGCAGACAUGUGAUUUUUGUUGCGUGUGAUCAUGCAUGAUUGAAGGUCACGGUGACAAAAUUUGCUUGUUUGCUGGGCGCUUCAAAUAGGUACCACUGUAAUUUAUUUAUGAGACAUAAUGUAUAUAUUUUAGUUCAUUGACCCAACACCAGGGAGCUUGUAACUCAGGCAAAUCUGCCUAAAUUUGAAGCCGAGGCCCGCUAUAUGCAAAUGCGUAGCUAUACAGAUGUAGUAUACACAUGUAAAUAUUGAAUGUAGAUUUGAGGAAGUUACCAGAAAAGGAAAAUUUUCUCAGAUAUUUGCUGUAAGUUUUAAUUAAAAGAAAUAGUAAUAUCAUUGAAUCCAAAAUAA